Messenger RNA from Pecten maximus, 1320 nucleotides. RefSeq lists its product as uncharacterized. The transcript is spliced from 3 exons. The record is from RefSeq and is a predicted model, not a curated record. NCBI's taxonomy places the organism in Eukaryota, Metazoa, Mollusca, Bivalvia, Pectinida, Pectinidae. Bases 102 to 1271 code for a protein of 389 amino acids.
UUUUGCCAGACGCUACCGGGUUGAUCGGGCUGUGUCGGACUCUACCGGGUCAUCCGGUCUGGACAGGGCAGUAUUUAGGAUACACAGAAGAGUUCUACAGAAUGGCGGCCUUGUGUGAGCUGGAUGCAAAAAGAAGAAAAGUAGACUUAGACGAUGAUUUGGAAUUCUUGAUCAAAUCGGUUAAACAGCACACCUCUUUACCUGUCAUAACAUCAAGUCUAAAGGCUCUGUGUGAAGUAGAAGCAAUGACUGUAUUGACGAUCGAAAGCUCUAACGCUUGUCUUGGCUACGGUGUUCCUUUUUCGAAUGCAUUUUGUCACACCAAGCUUCAGAUGAAGGAAAGCUAUACUUUUGCAUCUUUUUUCGUUCCCGGAAUGAGCCUGAUGGAAAAAGUCUUGAACACGAAAGAUUGGUUGCCGGACGACGACUUUUCGAAACAAUCUUUGAGCAGACUGUUGUCUUUCUUGACUGAUAAAGGUUCAAUCAACUUUAUAAAAACUCUGCACAAAAGAGAGGAUAUAUUCAACAAUGAGACUCGACUGUCGGUUGCAUUGGCUGAGCAUGUUUUGUCGAAGCUGGCACCAAAAUCCAACUACGUCUUAGAUAAUGACUGUCGGCGCACAAAAUCAGAUAAUGAAUGCAGAUGUGGCUGUCAUUCUUUUAUUGAUGAUAAAUUUGGGGAUACCAGUAUUGGUCAUUACAGUGUGUGGCAUGGGAAUAUUGAUAUAUUUGUUGGAGAUCUGGAGAUACCUGUCUUGAUCAACCUCGCUAAAGACACUGACAGCCCUGGAGGAAGAACUUUUAUAGAAGAUUUUCAUAUUAAGCAACAAAUGUUGUCCCAGGCAAUAGUUUGUUCAUUUUUACAAAAAAUAAGACAUCGAAAUUUAAAACAUUUUUUGAUACCAUGUGUCGGAAUGUCUGCAAAUCAGAUGAUCUUCUACAUGUAUGAUUGUAAAAAUGAUGUGCUAUUGCAAAGCAGGGCUAUGACAUUGAAUGAUGGUAACGAACUCAACUAUACAGGAAUCAUCGCUUUAUGGCUGGUCUUGAACUAUAAAAAUCUUGGAUCUGGUUUGUCCGAGUACUGUGUUAAACAGAUGUCGAAAGCAGACUUUUUCAAAGGUGCUGAUCUUGAAACAGAAAACAUUUAUAAAGAAAGACUUUCAGUUGGAAAUAUUCAUGGCCGAAGCAUGUGUGAAACCCUUGACUGUACUUCCAUCAGAAGAGUUGUCACCAUUCCACCAGACACACCAAAAUUUGUUUGGCCCAGUUGAAGUGCUAUGAACAAAGAGAUUACAUAAUAAACAACAUGUAUCACAUAAA